AUGGGGCUGAAAGACCGUGUUGAAGGCUACCGCCGCCUGAAUUCCACGGAGGAGUCCUUUGAGAGUCCAGAAGUCCGAUCGAGAGGCGGAGACAAUUCGGGCCUUUGGAAAACGCUGACACUUAUUCUCAUGCUGUCAACAACUAUUUUGACAGUCCUCGGCGUGUAUUCAUGGACGUCCAAGAGGAGUUCCUAUGAAGCUGGGUUUGACACAGACGUGCAUGCUGCAACUGUUGCCAUUAGGACAGAAAAGGUCAGAUUCACUGGAGGAUUGAGAUACGACGAGAAUGGAACUCUCUUCCACGUCGAUUUCGACGAAUCAACCACAUAUGUUGGAGAGCCCAACGCACGCCUCGACAUGCGCUGGCAGAGACUUCUGAAAGGACACUGGAUCACGAUGGACAACGAUCCUCAAAUCCCACCCGUGGAACAUCAUGGCGCCGCAAGACGAAUCAGUGGACUCGACGUAUACCAUCAACUACAUUGUCUGAACAUGGUCCGAAAGGCCCUAUAUCCCGAAUAUUAUCGUGAUCCAGAUACACCGGAACACCAUCGCAUACACAUCGACCACUGCAUCGAUUAUCUGCGUCAGGCCAUCCAGUGCCAUGCAGACAUGACCCCAAUCACGAUAUACAAGACCGGCCCUCUGCCCGGUCGAUCACCGAGGCUCGUUCCGGACUUUCAGUCGGUCCACACGUGCAGGAAUUUCGACCUGUUGGAUCAGUGGUCCCUACACCGGUUGUACCGUGGGCCGUUCAACGACGAUGACGUAGAUGAGCACUGA
Messenger RNA from Cladophialophora carrionii CBS 160.54, 783 nucleotides. RefSeq lists its product as uncharacterized. Gene Ontology annotation, biological process: mycotoxin biosynthetic process. The coding region runs from base 1 to 783 and encodes 260 amino acids. The transcript is spliced from 5 exons. Lineage: Eukaryota; Fungi; Ascomycota; Eurotiomycetes; Chaetothyriales; Herpotrichiellaceae. The record is from RefSeq and is a predicted model, not a curated record.